Molecule: messenger RNA, 9328 nt
Organism: Amoebophrya sp. A120
Lineage: Eukaryota; Dinophyceae; Syndiniales; Amoebophryaceae
Source: the annotation of a GenBank genome assembly
AUGGGGAGGGGGGACUUUUCCUCACAACAUUACCGGAUGUGGAGCAACGGUGGGGAGGAGUGGAUGACUGCGUUUUUCAAGCGCAACUCGUUUCUGAAGAAGAAUGUGGCGAAGUUCGAUUUUGGCGGCGAGAAAAAUACGGAGGACAACGAGCACCUGUUGCACAUGCUGCAGUUCAGUAUCUUCUACGCGGCGUGCUUCCUCGGGUGGCAUUAUUUGAUUCCCUGGGGCGGAGCUGGGUCUGGGCGCGCGCGGUUCUUUAUCAAAUGCAAAAAGGUCUGGGUCUGGAAGAAUGCAGCUUGUGAUGCUGCAUUUGGAUUCCAAAAAAAUCUGUAUUGCAUGAGCAGCAAAGGGAGCGCAUUUUUUGCUACGCGGUAGUAGGGGCAUUUGUCAUGCCAAAUAGGCAUCAAGAAGCCCUCAAAAAAGGCGUGAUGCUAGAGCAUGCAUCACAGACAUCAUGGCUCAUGCAACACGUGCAUGACAAGUCUCAGAAUCUUGCAGACCCAGACAUGUUUACAGUUCAUAUUCUUCCGGUCCAAGCGAUCGGUGCAGCAGGAGGAGAUGCUGGUCACGCUGGAAAACGCCGUGGAGAAUAUCAAAUGCAAAAAUGUCUGGGUCUGGAAGAUUGCGAGAUUUGUCAUGCUGAUCUGGCAUGGCCCAUAAAUCUGUAUUGCGUGGCCACAAACAGCCUCUCUCGCCUGUCGUGCAAAAACGCAGUUUCUCAUGCGGAAUAUGCAGCACAGAAGCACGAAGCAACUUGUCAUGCUUGGCGGCGCAUUACAGUGCAUUUCUUAUUGACUGACUUGCAUCACAAGUUUCCAGGCCCAGACAUUUUUGCAUUCGACAGAGAACGAGGUGAUGCGAAGAUACGGGCUGAGGGAAGAGGAAAAUUUUCAGCAAGACGGUGGAAGUCACACGUUACCCGGCGUGGACGAGCGGCUGUCCGGGACGCGAAAUGCGGUCGACGCGUGUUGCGCGAAAGAAAGGCUGAACAGCACCUCUUGCACAUCAGAGGAGAACGACAGCAGUACUACAGCAACCCUUGGUGGACCACUCGCAACGAAAUGCACGGCGAGCGUGUUCGGAGCUCCUGGUGCCACGUCGUCCUCCACAGAAGACGGGUCGUUUGGCGAUACCUGGUUCCAGCAACAGCUCGAGAAACAUAUGGGUUGUAAAAAUGUCUGGGUCUGGAAACUUGUGAUGCAAGGAAGAGAAUAGUGCGCUCACUGUAAUGCGCCGCCAAGCAUGACAAGUUUUUUUCAUGGUUCUGAGGUGCGUAUUCCGCAUGAGAAACUGCGUUUUUGCAACACAGGGAGGAGGAGCUCUUUGCGGCCACGCAACACAGAGUACAGAGUCAUGCCAGAUUAGCAUGACAAGUCUCGCAAUCUUCCAGACCCAGACACUUUUACAUUUGAUAAAACAGCGCCACCAGCGAAUGCUGGAUGAGGAGUCGGAGGACGAAGAAGUCAGUAUCAAAAGGAAAAAUCCCCCCUCCCCAUAUCAAAACGGAAAUCUGUGGUGCAGAUUUGUGGUCACAAAUCAGGUCUGUCUUGCAGUAGAGGACUGCAGGCCCAUGACAAAAGUCCAUGCUGUAGGCCCAACAGCAUCACAAACCGCCGGUAUAAUGCGGGGGGCCUUGUGGGUUUGCCUUCUUGCGAGACAGACGCGAUUUGUGGCCACAAAUCAGCAUCACAAACUUCCGAAAGUAUACCUUUUCGGUAUGGGGAGGGGGGAUUUUUCCUUGUGAUAGUCAGCAGUGCGGAAGGGUCUGAAAAGGGUGAUGAUGCUGAACAAGAUAAUAUGAGUCCCUGCAAGCGUGUAUCAUUUGUAAAAGAAACGUCACCACCCCAUAGUUGUAAUGCAAUUCUGCAUGUUGAAGAUGUUUCUGAUGCGGAGCCCCAUGUUGAGAGGCAGUUUGUAGUCGGGUUUCGGAAUUUGUCAUGCUCCAAAUCCAAUCAGCAUGAUGCGCUAGAUUUGUGAUGCUGGUGAACUAGGUAUUAAACAGGAUUACUUACCCUACGAGGCCAGACUUGUCUUCAUGCGCAACAACCAAGGCUUAUGGAUUUGUCUAGCAAAUUUCCCACCUUGAUGACUGUGGGGUGGGGACGUUUUUACACGGGAUAGCGUGAUCGCAGCCCCAAGCAGAGUCCCUCGCGAAGGAGAAACCAGACGGGGAACAGUAUCAAAAGGAAAAAUCCCCCCACCCCAUAUCAAAACGAAGUUUGUGAUGCUGGAUUUGCGUACACAAAUCAGCUUUGUAUUGCAGGAGGGCAUUGCGGCCAGAUCCCCAGGCUAGGUAGGGGCGUACGGGUCUAGGUGCUCAGCAUAGCAAACGGCUCCCCUUUAGAGGGCCCAUCAGCAUGACAAAUCGCUUCCAGAAUGGGGCGGAAGCUUCUGCCCUUGUCUUCUUGCAAGACAAAUGUGAUUUGUGGCCUCAAAUCAGCAACGCAAAUUUUCGGAAGCAUACCUUUUCGAUAUGGGGAGGGGGAUCUUUCCUCUCAAUAGGCAGCAGCUCGCUCAGUCCUCCGGUGGAAAAGGGUAGAGGCAGAAACCACAAGGAAGCGGAUCAGGUGCAGACUGCUUCUUCCGCCGACUACCCAGUUUUGGAAUGGAAGCACAUUCUGCAGGAUAUCAAGGAGGGCAACGGUUACUACGACCCGGCUACGGGCGGAGGGAAUUCCGGGUCGGGAAAGAAUCAAAAAAUCGCCGGUGGUGCUGGUGCCGAGGUGGAGAUGAUUGAGGAACAAUUUUUCGCCGCGGGGAAUGAUAGUCAUAGCAGUGUAAUGAAUGCGGACGAGGAUGAGGAGAUCGAUUGACCGACUUCUGCUUACCCGGUGCUAGUAGCACUUCCUAUGCUAUACCAGAGCACCUAUCUAGGAUAACAUUGGGGGAUAGGAAAUCAGACCGAAGAUUUAUUGAGCCAGGAGAUUUCUGGCAUUCGAACUGUGCAAAAAAAAAAAAAAACAUGAGCUGUCGAAGAAUAUUACGCGAAUCUAGGUGGAGGUGGAGCAGAGUCUUAUUUGCAGCUACCCUUUUGAUUUGUGAAUUACUCCGAUCAUGAUAGGACGCUUUCCAACCACUGCUCUUAUUUGGCUAUUGAACUUGGGUUUUUAUCGCGACUGAAGAAAAUUUUUCACGAUAUUAAUAACAGCGACAGAUACAGCUUACAACCGAGACUGACGACGGGAGUAUAAAACCUUUACGUACUCUUCAGAAGAACUGCACUCAAUUUUUCAAAAAACAAAGAACUCGACUGAUUGCUCAUUUCUGAUUCCUUGCCACGAUUUAUCGGGCAACAACUGCGCAAAUGGUGAUGUUGACGAAAAAACUCGGGUUACUUAAUGCGACGUAAGUAGCAACGCAAAGAUUUGUUUGCAUUUUCCAAAGAUUUCUGGUACUACACAGUUUUACAGAUACAGGUCUACUUGUUGCGAAAUUUUCAUCAGACCAGGAUCGAUUGAGCUUAUUUGUUUGAAAAACUGCAGAAACUGAAUCUGAAACGCGAGCGUGUUUGUCACGACAAAAUGAUAACGAGCAAAGGCACUGCUUCUUCCUGCACUGUACACCGGGCACCCAUUAUCUAGCUGUAGAAAAAAAGCUUCUCGUAGAGGGCGGUUCCGUGUGCUAAGUAUUUGAUCGUUUUUCUUGGCAAAAGCUGGCCUCAUGUCAACAUGUCAUUUCGGUUGCGGAGACCAAUCUCGAGGCCUGCUCGCACAACAUGCCCAUCGGUUUUUUUGGAAAUCAAGUUUAUCUUUGUUGCGUCGGUCUAUUGCUGCAUCGUGUGAUACCAUGCCCAUUAGUAGCCACUCGGUCGUCUUUAACAAGUGACGAAUCUUUUCGGUUUUACUGCGUUCUCUCCGACAGUGCGGAUGAAGAUGCCUACAUCGGUGGUCACAAGGUCCAAACAAAUGUCGGUCUGGGCUUGCUUCUAGGAUGAUUGACGACGCAUCAUGUCUGCUUCGUUGCCUUCUUUCCAGCGGACGAGUACCCCGGUCCUGCAGCGCGUCAUCGGUCCUCUCGUGCGUCGAAAAUAAUGUACUACUUGAGUCGUACACAAAUGAAGAAACCAAUCUUCGGUAGUUCUUGUUGACUGUGCCUUGCAACUUUGAUUCUCGAUGUGGAGCAACGAACAGUCGAUAUUUUAAACCCCUGACCAUCGUUUUCUUCAUCGCAGCAGCAGACGGACACGCGGGGUCGGUUGCUUUCGUUUAUUUCCCCUGGCGAGUCGGUGAGUUAGUACUAUCGUGCUCGGCCAUUUGGAUUUUCGUGCGAGACUAAUGCAUCGUGCACUUCUCUUGGUUGAAAUGCAAGUGAAAGCAUCGGAGCCAUGUGUUAAGCUAGAACACUUUGAUGGACGUACAAAAGCCUUCUGCUUAUUUAACUCCAGUUUAAAAAUGGAUAGCUCAUCUGCUUGCGAUUUUCAAACACAAACAGCAGCGGAUUUUUCCCCCAAAUCUCAACGACUUUUGCUCCCCCAACUAACGAAACACAACCUAACGACGAAUCUGAGAAACCAACGGAAUCAAGCAUAAACCAAGUAAAGGGCUCUAAGGUGUGCGAAAUUUGUUGUUUUUCUCGAAAAUUAUACUUUACGCUUUAUUAAACAGUCAAGGUCAACAAGUUCAAGUUCAAGAAUAAACUCGACUGAGUACUUCUAGUACUUACAGCGAGAGACUACAACUCGGAAGAAAAAGCAAGCUGCUCGAAGUAAAAAUAUAAUUGGUUCCGACGACGUACAGGAACCGAGAAGAAAGGAACCGAGAAGCAGAUCUGCAGCACGCGACAGCAGAAGCAGAGUCAGUCCCGCGGUUUCACGACCCUGGACGAGAAGACGAAGACCACUAUGUCGGCCACGAAGAAUACCACGCCGCACAGCAUGGACACUCUGGGUAAGUCUUCCAUUUUGCUGGUUUUCGGUCGUCUUGUUUCUCGCCCCCGACCACCCCCAGGUCGGUGGAAACAGAGCAGCUUCAUAACUCUCCUCGUUUUGCUUUCGAGGUGGACCUUCGUCCAGGUCCACCCGAAUCAAAGAACUCGGUCGCGAUUAGCAAGACAAAUAAGUGGAUCGAUUCCGAAGACCCCACUUCGGCCGUAGAUCGGCACUAGCGUCGCAAAUUGGCCGACGGAUCAACCUGAAGAUCAAAGCACCAGUACGAUCGAAGGUUCCGGCAAUCUCUUCGCCAUAAAUUUGCGGCUCUGAUUUUAGCUCGUAAAAUAGCCUCAGACUACUCUCUCUGCCGCCCACCAAAUUUUGGGCGCGAUCACGAACAAGGGAAAGGGGAGAAGCAUCAGUAAGUAGCCCAAAUUUCGAGGCGGCAAAAAGUUGCAGAACGCCCACAAGCAUGCGAAGCCCAUGCCUUGUCUGUCAACUUUCGCCCCAGGUGCACCGGCUUCUCCACGGGAAACUAUCAGGGCUCGCAUGCUUUUCGCUUAACAAGUUCUAGAUUGCUAACUUUAAAACCCUUACACCGGAUAUCGUUAUGGCUUUAUAUUGGAAAGGCAAGAAAACAUAACGUACACACGACACGCACCGGAGUGCAUUACAAAGUGAGCACUACUCUGAUUCCUAGUGGUGUGCCGAUUCGUCUUUGCUUUUCUUUUGCGUCGCUUGUCUUUAGGGGCCGUUGGGGUACCUACGCUUGAAAGAAACUAAUCGACAAAAUCAGGCGGAGUCACAACCCCCGAAGAUGCCGGACCGACGACCACCAACGCCGACCUCUUGCCGUCCCCGCAGGGCAAGACGUGUGUAUGAAUUGCAAAAGUAGUAUCGCGCUUCUUCUAGUGAAAAUUGCAUUACAGAUUAGCUUGGCAUGAUGACAAAUUGAAUGCGUCGUAGUGAUGGCUAGUAGCAUUUUGGGGAGGAGAUUUUUCGUGAUCAUGCAUGACUGCGAUUAGUUUGAGAAGUACGGGUGCGAAGAUAUUACUUUUGCGCAGAAUACUAGUGUGCGCCGGACCCCUCUGCAGCCACGCUCCUAAAGAUCAAGUAUCAUAGAGAAAAGCACACCUAUGUUACCAGAAAAAGAGUGAAUUUGUAGUUGUGCUGAUGCUACUCUAAUGGCACAAAAAACUUGGGGAUCAUACUGGUCCGCAGGCAAUAUUCAUGCCUGUCAUGAUGUAGAAUGAGGUACCGCGCAGACAUGCAUUCGGAUUUGCGAUGCUGAACAGUAGACAUCACAAGCAGCUUACAUAGAAAAUUUGCAUUGCAAUUAUUUUUUGGCCUGGUAUGAGUGUGCUUUUCUGUCGUAAGAUAACAAGAACGGGCCGACGACGAUUGACAAACCCGUGCCGACGGGACCCGAGGUGAAGGGCUACUCGAAGCGCGCCGGCAAGCGGAAGCAGGUGGUCAUGCACCGCUACAAAAAGCUGGAGCUGCGCUACACCUGCCAGUUGCGGAUGAACAAGAAGACCAAGUUGGGCGCCGCCACGGCGGCCGCCGGGGCGCAGAUGUUCGGGGUUCCGUCGUUGGUGGGUAAUGGCGUGCAGGCUGUCCGUACUUCGCAGUCCACCUCGCAGAAUUUGCUGAAGCAGAAGGCGGCGCGCCUGGGCAAGGACGAGCCCGCGGGGGAUGGAAAGAACGCUGCCGCCGCUGCUGACUCGUCCGCGCCUGCUUCGUCCGACGCUGCGGAAGCGUCUGGCGAACAUGCUGGGGACUUUGCUGUCACGGCAGCUGGCGACCAGCGUUCUGACGCUACGGCCGGUCUGAGUGAGGCUGGUCCGCCUGGGGUGAUGAAAAAAACGGCGUUUCUGGCGAAGACGGGCACCGGUCGUGUGCAGCAGGAGAAAAAGGUCUGGCCGUGGAGUCGCGAGCGCUUGCCUGCGCGUACAUUUUUUCUUCGGCAAUUUUGCAGAAAAUUGGCUUCAAGUACUGGAUACAUUCGUAGUUAUUGCUAAUUCAUCUUUUUCGUUCGUUAUCGUUUGAAUUCUCCGCUCAUGUGGGGUGAGGCGAUGUGGCCCGUUGGUCAAAGACAGCUGAGGGCCUUGGACUACGAGGCCCAAGGUGUGUGGUGAUAUGAGCGCACUUUUUCCGAAUCAAAAUACAGGUUGCACCGACUCAGCCUGGGACGAUUUCAAGCGCUUUACUUGUGACAAGGUUGCGCGCACACUGGGCGACGCGAGGAAAGAAGCGGAGCGAGCCAGCGGAGCGAGGAAAGAAGCGGACGCGAUUGAACAACUUGUGUAUUUGCUUCUCAGUGGCAAUUUGUUUGAAACGCUAUUUCUCAUAGAUCAAAAUGCAAAAAUGAACAGGAUGAUAAGGAAAAGCCAAGAAGCCGAUCGAGCAAGGAAAAGGACCAAAAUACCACGAAAAGCAAGCAAAUUCUUGCCACGAUCGAAAGGAAAAGAAAAAAAAGACGAAGAGAAGAAGGAAAAGCAAGGAAAUUAGGUCUGAUUUCUUGUGAAUCCGCAUGAAAAACUGGCUUUCUUACUACUUUCAAGGAGCUGAGCCACGGCUACGGGCUUGUUAGGAAUGUGAAAAUAGCAUUAGAAACUGGAAAAACUAGAUUUGGAGUAAGGAAUUUGCAAUGCGAAUUUGAAGAAUUGAGGAUGUAGUUUUAGAUGGUGUUCACUUUUGAUUCGGUAUUGUUGCUUCUGAAAAAAUAACCUCUCCAUUUCGAAACUAGAUCCUUCAAACUGCGGGCCGGGAUCGCGCUUGCACCGACGCGCGAGAUUGAAGAGGCGCUCGCUGACGCGGAUGAAGUGGCGCAGGCCAACACCUCCAAGGCCAAAGCCACAUGGAUCAAGUCGACGUUUUCGGAGGCCGAGAAGUGGAAGUGGCACGCCGACGCCCUCCAGAUGCGUCGCGAGGAGUAUGCACUCGAUGCCGAGACAUUUCCUGGUGAAGGCACCCCGUGUAGUGGCUCCAAGCUCGGGAAAAAAUUCGAUCGACUGUUCGCCCUGUCGAAAAACGAAGGCGAGAAGUUCACUAAGGGAUGGCAUUGGGGGCUGAUUCGAGACGUCGAUUUCGCUGCGGCUUCCAUGGCAUGUGAAAUUGUCAACAGUCCGGACUGCCAACCCAAAACGACGGUCGAUCUUUCUGUCCAGAAAGACGCUCAAUCUUUCUGUGCCCAGAACCGUGGUUUCGGUCUUCGCGCAAGGCUUGGCGCAAAGAUGUCCCGCUGAAGAAACCGCAAGCGGUCUUGAUGGUUGAAAAAUAAGUAAUUACAACCAGCCUCAGCCUCCAGCGGCCCAGUCGGGGUCCAGAGCUGAGAAAGGAGGUUCAUUCCCUGCCCCGAAAAAUACACGCCACGCGAUGAAAGCAUUUGCCAGUAGUGCUUCGGAAUAUACGAUAAAAUAUGAUGAUGUGCGCGCGAUUAUACAUUCUAUUUCUAUCUUGGUUUGCCCUGAAGUGUGGCUCUUAUAUCGAAGCAGCCGUAGCGGUAGAAGUAGCUGCUGCGCACGCCAUGAAAAUUCUCCUUGUCCACUUGCGCUAAAGGGAAAGCGGCUGUUAUCGUUUUCACAAUCACAGAACCUGGAGUAAGAAGAAGCAGGGCUACACCAAUGUAGAUUUUCAUCUUCAUCGUUUUGUUUUGCGAACUAUGUAUUACGCAGCUAUCAAUUUUUUAUGACAAUUCCAUCUCCAAGGCCAAGAACUAUCUGUCAUUUUGUCUAGCGUAACACUUGUUUUCAGUUUGAGCAAUCUUCUUAUACAGUUGUUUUGUACCUGUUGUACACUUCCACCGCACCUUGCUUCUUCACCACCACCAACGAACAGCUACCUUACAUUAUUUCUUUCGUGAGCUACCUUACAUUAUUUCUGUUCGGGCACGUCCAGACGCGGCUUCACCUUUAGCGCAACUGAUGUACUAACGGAUUUUAGCCCUGUUAAACUACUUGACUAUAACCAAGCAUUUUUUAUCAUGAUAAAUAACGAACGACACAGGAACACCAGAACAGCUAAAAAGCGCAAGCGCUCUCAUAUCUGACGUUCCGAACUUCUAAUCUUGUCGUAUGCCUUUGUCUCACCUAAAAUAAACAAGAACGACUCGAAUGUGAGGACUAUUUCGUGGCGUUGCAGCAAAGUAGAGAGCCAUGGGACAGCACAGCUUCGAACCACAGGCGAAGGGAAGUAGUUAAGUCGGUUGUGGUGGGUUUAUUUCAUCAAUAUCUUCGUCUUCCUACUUUCCUGCCAACUGGAAUUCCGCACUUGUGAGCCGCGACGAGGUAACUCACCUUUGUCGUGUCUGUGCAAAAAUUGUCACGAAAGAUGAGAUUUUUCACGCCGCGAGCCAAUCUUCAAAGACCGAAGGAGGAAGGCCUCGGCCGAAGGGUUUUCGACUUGUUUGUGUCGAUGAAAUGAUAACGAGAAAUCGCUCGAUUUCUUGUUCCUCAG